UUUAUUUUUGCAUGAGCUGGAAAACAGGCGGUGAGGUCAGACUGGGCCCGGCUCCAAGUAUGUGCAGUCUAUGCUCCAACCCCUUUCUCGCAAGGACUUCUGGGAAAUUGAGUCCGCGCUCUCAAUAAUUCAAGCUCCCGUUCCCUUCUCCUCCACUGCUAACAAGAUGCCGGCCAUACAUCACAAGCUGCUCCUGGAGGAUGCCUUGCAGGACAGUCCUCAGACGCGCUCUCUGCUGAGUGUGUUUGAGGAGGAUUCUGGCAUGCUGACAGACUACACCAAUCAGCUGCUGCAGACGAUGCAGCGGGUGUUUGGAGCACAGAGUGAAAUGGGAUUGGCCACGGAGCAGCUCUCAAGGCAACUCCUGGAUUACGAGAAGAAAAAUUUUGCUCUGGGCAAAGGUGAUGAAGAAGUAAUCGCCACGCUGCAGAACUUCUCAAAAACAGUGGGCGAGCUAAACUCGCUCCACUCCGAGCUAGCCAGCCAGAUGGCUGACAGCAUGGUGUUUCCCCUUAUCCAGUUCAGAGAGAAGGACCUCACAGAGAUUAGCACUUUGAAGGAAAUUUUCAGCAUCGCCACUGAUGAACAUGAGGCAGCUAUGGUGAAAUACAGUCGACUGCCAAAGAAGAAGGAGAAUGAGAAGCUGAAGGCUGACCUGGUGAAGGAGGUGGCGUACACCAGGAGGAAGCAGCACCAGGCCUCGCUGCAGUACUACUGCGCCCUCAACGCCCUGCAGUACCGGAAGAGAGUAGCCAUGCUGGAACCGAUGCUCGGCUACACUCAGGCUCAGGCUAGCUUCUUCAAGAAGGGCAUUGAGUUGGUGUCAAAGAAGAUGGAAAGUUUUCUCAACUCGGUGUCAAAAAUGACACAAAAUAUCCAGGCCCAGUUGGACGUAGAGGCAGAAGCCAUGCGUACGUGCCAGAAGGAGCUUCUGUCAAUGGAUGACACCGUCUACAUGCCCGAUAAGGACACCGAAUGUGGCAAUCGCACACUCAUCCAAAAGGCUGGUUACCUCAACAUCAGGAAUAAAACAGGUCUGGUGACCACCGCCUGGGACCGGCUGUACUUCUUUACCCAGGGGGGGAACCUGAUGUGUCAGCCUCGGGGGGCCGUGGCAGGCGGCAUGGUGCUGGACCUGGACAACAGCUCCGUCAUGGCUGUGGAGUGUGAGGACAGACGCUACUGUUUCCAGAUAACCUCCCCUUCAGGAAAAACUUCAAUGAUUCUGCAGGCUGAGAGCAAGAAGGAGUAUGAGGAGUGGAUUUGCACGGUUAACAACAUUUCCAGACAGAUCUACCUGACGGACAACCCAGAGGCUGUGGCCAUCCGACUGAACCAAACCGCCAUCCAGGCAGUCACCCCCAUCACCAGCUUUGAGAAGAGACAGGAAGGCUCUCCCAACCCGGACAGAGCAAAGCCAGGAGGUGCCCACGCCACUCGCAGCGAUUCCCAGAAAUCUGGUUCUGCUCCGGAACCGGAGGACCUGAUAGCUCCUGGGACGCCAAUUCAGUUCGACAUCAUGCUGCCCGCGUCUGAGUUUCAGGACCAGAACAGAGCUGGGGGGAGGCGCACAAAUCCGUUUGGAGAAACAGAUGGUACAACAGAAAGCGAUGACUCCCUCCUGCAGCAGGUAUUCGCCGUGCGUUUCCUGGGCUCCAUGGCCGUCCGGUGUGGGGACAAUCAGGAGGUGAUCUACGAAGCCAUGAGGCAGGUGCUGGCUGCCCGCGCCAUCCAUAACAUCUUUAAGACCACCGAGUCUCACCUCCUGGUCACCAGCAGCAGCAUCAGGCUGAUAGAACCACAAACUCAAGUCACAAGAAUAAGUUUCCAGCUGGAAGAGGUGUGUCAGUUUGCAGCUCACCAAGAGAACGGGAGGCUGAUGGGCUUCGUAGUUGAAGGGAGAGACUGGAGUGACGGGAACGAGGAGGGAGAACCGUCGUUUAGCACCUUCGUCUUUGAGAGCAACACAGAGGGUGAAAAGAUAUGUUACACCAUAAACUUGGCAAAGGAGAUUACAGAAGCUAAGAAGGACCCAGAAGCUCUGGCCCAGCUAAUGAAAAACAUGCCUCUGACCAAUGAUGGCAAGUUCCUGCUGCUUGAGCCUGGGACAGGAGACUCAAACGACGGAGAGGGGCAGGAGGACCUGGAGUCUGAGGCCUAAUUUUAACCAAUAACAGCAAAGACACUGGUGUAAUGCAAGGCUUGUCCUGGAUAAAGUUCUCCUCAUGACCCUUAGCACUAACUAGUACUGUAACACCAACAUGAGAGUGUGGUUUACUUCCAUCGACCUGUACGACUAGACCUGGUUAGAGGUGGUUUGACCAAAGUAAUGGGAAAAAACACCAGUUUGAUUGUUAUUUCAUUCCAACAACAGCAUGGGUCCAUCCACAUCACAAUAGAUACCGGUUGUUUAUAAGAACCUCAGCCAUCCAAGAGGAGGUGGUGAGUGGCUCACCUUCAGUGAGGUUUACAUUUAUUUUAUAUAGUUGAAGUGUUUGUAUUUGAAGAAUGUAAUCAUCUGGUUACCUUGUAUGUGAGGUGUUUAUUAUUAUACUCAUGUAUUCUUUAAUUAUUCAUGUAGAAAGCAUUUAUUUCUCAUCCACUCUUUGUACCUUUAUAAGAACAUUAACGGUUUGGUUUGGACAGCACUAAUUAAGACAGCAGCGACUGGUCCCCUCAUGUUUUAAGCAGCAGCAUGAAGUGAAACGUUUCUGCUCUGAUUGCGCUUCUCCUCCCACAAUCAUGUUUUAGAGCUAAAAUCUUAGGAAUGCUGGUAAAAUAAACAAAAGUUGUGCAGGAUCUAAUCCCACAUUACCUGAAGAUAAUCUGUAUGCAAGAUCCUUUUGCAAGUUUCCCAAAACAAAUCCUGUUUUAUUUCCUUCUGAAGUCUGUAAAUAUGAUCUUUUGGCGUGUCUCUAUAGUGGUAAAUCUGUCCAUAUGCUACGACUUGCAGCACAUGAUUAAAUGACUCUUCUCUCA
Nothobranchius furzeri (turquoise killifish) is the source of this 2979-nucleotide messenger RNA. It is a transcript of the gene appl2, whose product is annotated as adaptor protein, phosphotyrosine interaction, PH domain and leucine zipper containing 2. Gene Ontology annotation, biological process: signaling. Lineage: Eukaryota; Metazoa; Chordata; Actinopteri; Cyprinodontiformes; Nothobranchiidae. Gene Ontology annotation, cellular component: endosome membrane; cytoplasm. Gene Ontology annotation, molecular function: protein binding. The record is from RefSeq and is a predicted model, not a curated record.